AUGCCUCCUAAAGUCGACCCCAACGAAGUUAGAUUCAUUAACAUUAAGGUUUUCGGUGGUGAACCCGGUCCCGCUUCUACCUUGGCCCCCAAGCUCGGUCCUCUCGGUUUGAACGCUAAGAAGGUCGGUGAAGAUAUCAUUGCUGCUUGCAACCAACACAAGGGUAUCAGAGUUAUGAUCCAACUCAAGUGCCAAAACAGAGCUGCUCAAGUUACCGUCGUUAACACCUCUUCCGCUCUUAUCAUCAAGGAACUCGGUAAGCACGUCAGAGAUAGAAAGAAAACUAAGGGUAUCAAGCACUCUGGUGACCUCAGUUUGGAACAAAUCAAGAAGAUCGCCAAGAUUAUGUAAGACGAAAACAAGAGUUUCGCCAAGACCUUCGCUGGUACUGUUAAGUCCGUCCUCGGUACUGCCCAAUCUAUCGGUAUCACCGUUAACAAGUUACACCCCAAGAAGGUCAUUGAAUAAAUCAACAAGGAAGAAAUUAAGAUUUGA
Molecule: messenger RNA, 495 nt
Organism: Tetrahymena thermophila SB210
Lineage: Eukaryota; Ciliophora; Oligohymenophorea; Hymenostomatida; Tetrahymenidae
Product: ribosomal protein L11, amine-terminal domain protein
Exons: 3
Biological process (GO): translation
Cellular component (GO): ribosome; cytosolic large ribosomal subunit
Molecular function (GO): large ribosomal subunit rRNA binding; structural constituent of ribosome
Source: RefSeq, a predicted model, not a curated record